GGUGUGGUGGUGGGUGAGAAGAAAAUCGUCGUCGUGCUGCGCUCCAAAACGCAUUAUUAAUUUUUUUGUCGGAGUUUCGAGUCAAGUUGCCGAGCAGCUAGAUGCACAUAGCAGCAGCAGUAGUAGUACACGAUGUUGUCAUCAUCGAGCGUUGCAAUAAUCGCGGACGAGCCGAGAGCGAGAUUUCAGCAGCAGCAGCUCGAUGUGUAGAUUUUUGCGUAUUGGCCGCGCUUAUAAGUUAAGUCGAGCUAAGAAGGAAGAAGCAAGUCGGACCGCAACAACAUCGCCCAAUGGCAGACGAUAAUCUUUACGACGAUGAGGAGCUGGUGUCGACGAAUCCGAAUCAGAGAAACUGGCGGGGUAUACUGAUAGCUCUGCUGGUCAUCAUAGCGGUGCUGGCACUGAUCGUAACGUCGGUCGCGCUGCUCACACCUCCGGACGAGAGCUCGAGGAUCAAAGGUCAACGAUUGAAAUUAUCGGAUGUACUUUACGGAGAGUUGACGCCUCUCCUCUUCAACGGUACGUGGGUGAAUCACCGGCAAAUAUGCUACCGCGACACGUGGGGCGGCGUGUCGCUGCUCGACGUCUCGAGCUCCAACUUCAGCUCCAUCAAUCUGGUGCACGACAACGUAUUCAAGCGGUUCACUCCGGCGAAAUUCUCGCUGUCGCCGGAUCAGAAGUUUCUGCUGAUCGCGCACAAUAUGAAGCAGUUGUUUCGCUACUCUUACCUGGCCCAGUACACCGUCUACGAUCUGGCUUCCGGGGCGACCGUCGCCAUAAAGAUCCAGGAGAACGGGCCCGGCGGCGGCGGCCAGCCGUAUCUGCUGUCGGCCCGCUGGACGCCCCGCGGCCACAAGCUGAUCAUCGUUCACGAUUACGACAUCUACUACAAGCUCGAUCCGCACUCGAGCACGAGCUAUCGCGUUACCAAUAACGCCGUGCCCGGAAUAAUAUCCAACGGUCUGACCGAUUGGCUUUACGAGGAGGAGAUCCUGCACAGCAGCGACGCGAUCUGGAUGUCGAAGGACUCGCAGGUGCUGCUCUACGCCAGCUUCAACGACUCGCUGGUCAAGGAGCAGCACAACACCUGGUACGGCGACGGCGGCCACUUGGUCUAUCCGGAGAUACGAUCGUUGCGCUAUCCCAAGCCGGAAACGCCGAAUCCGACGGUCUCGCUGUUCGUCGCCGAUCUGGCCGAUCCCAACAACAUCAAUGUCAAAUCCGUGAAGCCACCGCCGAUCAUCGAAGCAACGGAUCAUUACCUGACCGGCGCCACGUGGAUAUCGCCGAACGAGAUCUGCAUCACGUGGAUGAAUCGGCUGCAAAAUCUCUCUGUGAUAUCCAUCUGCAAGAAUCCGCUGUGGAAGUGCCAGGAGGUGCAGCAGAUACAGGGCGACGAGCACGGCGCCUGGCUCGACAGCCCCAGCGAGCCGCCCAUCUUCACCCUCAACGGCUCGCACUACAUCACCAUAGCGCCCGUGAAGCAGGGCGCCCACGGCAACUUCCGACACAUUGUGAUCGUCGACGUGACCAAGAAGCAGGUCUUUCCGCUCACGCACGGCCAGCUCGAGGUCACCAAGAUCCUCGGUUGGGAUUACGCCAACAAUACCAUUUACUUCAUGGGAACUCCGGCGCUUCAUCCCUCCCAGCGUCAUCUCUAUCGUAUCAGUUCUGUGAUACGGUCUAACAAUAAUAAUAACAAUCAAGACGAUACUAUAACGUGUAUUAGUUGCAGUACGUUGAUCAAUGCCAAAAGCCACUAUCCAUUUGUAGAUUAUGUGCCUUCAAAAAUAUCGGGAUUAAUCAUUCCCGAUGAUAAUAAGCUCGCUAACGAGUACAGUAGAGAACCUAAUAAGAAUCGCAACCCCGACGCGGACAGGACGACGACGACCAACGCGACGAACACGACUAAGAGCAGCGGAAGCAGCAAGAAAGAUAAUGUCAAACAUAAUCAGCUACGAGCUGUACGAACGUGCCAAUACUAUAACACUAUUUUUUCACCAAAUCUACAUUACUUCGUAUUGGAAUGUCUGGGUCCAGGUGUCCCGUUAGUAGCACUCUAUAGGACAGAAUUACCGAAGCCUCGUUUUCUGUUGAUGUUAGAAAGUAAUUCUGAACUGGAGGAAAAAAUGUCAAAUAUAGCUCUUCCGCAAAUCAAGAAAUUCCCCGUUCAAAUAAGUGGCGGCUACUCGGCGCAAGUUAAAUUGUACUUACCACCGACUCUGCGAGACGAGGAGAUCACGCGCUAUCCACUCGUAGUUCAAGCUUACGGCGCACCCGGAUCGCAAUUAGUGACUGAUAUUUUUAAGCUCGAUUACAACUCUUACCUGUCCGGCAAAAUGAACAUGAUCGUGGCGCAGAUCGACGCCCGGGGCAGCGGCGGCCAGGGCUGUCGCAUGACCCAGGAGGUCUAUCAUCGGGCGGGCAGCGUCGAGGUCGCGGACCAGCUCGAGGUCACCGAGUACCUGCGCGACUCGCUGCACUUCGUCGACAAGCGUCGAGUCGCCAUCUGGGGUUGGAGCUACGGCGGAUUCGUCGCGGCCCACGCUCUCUUCAGGCCCGAUCAGGACGUCUUCGCCUGCGGCAUCAGCGUGGCGCCCAUCGUCUCCUGGGAUCUGCACGAUUCGGCUUACGCGGAAAAGUACAUGGGUUAUCCGAACGUAUCGUCGAAUUAUCAGGGCUACCUCGAGGCCGAUCUUACGAGAAAAGUCAAGGAUUUAAAGGGUAAAAAGUUUUUCCUCAUUCACGGCACAGCAGAUAGCAACGUACAAUUUCAGCAAUCAUUAGUUCUCUCUCGCCACUUGACCGACAGUGGCAUUUUAUUUAGGCAGCAGAUAUAUCCAGACAUAGAUCACAGUCUUUCCGGCGUCAAGGAGCACCUGUACCUGUCGAUGAUACAGUUCUUAGAGGAUUGCUUCGUCAAGCUGACGCGCGUAGAACCCAAAGCUGGCUUAAGUAGUGGCGGUUACGAAACUUGAAGAUUUUCAAAUUAUUACGAUAAUUAAGAUUACUAGACAUUUUAACUAAAAAAAAAGAGAAGUAAAAAAAAAGACAAUUACGCGUCGAGUCUCGUUUUUUUCUUUGUCUCGUAAAAUUAAUUCAAUUUUUCGAUUCAAUUAAGAAAAAUUUUAAACAAAACCACCGACCAUUAAUUGAUCGACAUUAUCACAGACACCUAACACACACUUACAUACGGAUCUAUUUGCGGGCGCAAAUAAUUCAUUUCUAAAAGCAAUAUAUAUAGUAUAUUAUAUAUUAUAAAAUAAAAUACAUCAAUAUUAUUAUAUAUAAUGCCAAAUAUUUCAGAAAAUAUUGAUCAGAUUAUAAAUCUCUAUUUUUUGCGGCGCGGACGAUUAGUUGAAAGAAAAAUAAGUCGCAGAUAAACGUCCCGAGCAAAAUAACGUAGACUUCUAUUAACAAAAAAAAACUAUAGUUCGUUAUUAGUCCUGUUGUUAUAUUUAUCUUUAAAUUUAAACAAAUAUUGUACAUGUCAUCUCUUACAUACAAUUAUAUCGCGUAAAACGUAAAAACUGAGGAUAACAAUUAAGAUUUACAGUUAUGUUUCUUCUUGUAACUAUCAACAAUAAACAAUGCGUAAAUCUGAAA
This is a messenger RNA of Trichogramma pretiosum, 3606 nucleotides long. It is a transcript of the gene Dpp10, whose product is annotated as dipeptidyl aminopeptidase-like protein 6. The transcript is spliced from 11 exons. Gene Ontology annotation, biological process: proteolysis. Gene Ontology annotation, molecular function: serine-type peptidase activity; dipeptidyl-peptidase activity. Lineage: Eukaryota; Metazoa; Arthropoda; Insecta; Hymenoptera; Trichogrammatidae. The record is from RefSeq and is a predicted model, not a curated record. The coding region runs from base 291 to 2978 and encodes 895 amino acids.